UCCUCCAUAGAAAUCGACAUCGCUCAUCACAAAAACAAAAUAUAUCCAGAAGCCUGAGCUCUACUAUUAACCCUAAUAAUGUCUACAGAGAAGAAUUGCGGAUCGAAGAAAGCCGAGGAUCGAGGAUUGCUGAUGCUGAGGCUGCUCAUUGGGAAGCUAGUGCACAAGGGUCUCUCAAUCUUGGCAUCAAGAGGCCUUCAUGGUCACCACCAUCGUCACAAUGAUUUCAACGUAGAAUCGGAAGCUACGAUGGUGGUGCCGGAAGAUGUUAAAGAUGGACACUUCGCAGUUUUUGCUGUCAAGGGGAAUGAAGCAGAGAGGUUUGUGGUUAAAUUGGAGUCGUUGAGUAACCCUGAAUUUUUGAGGUUAUUGGAAGAGGCCAAGGAAGAGUAUGGAUUUGAUCAGAAGGGUGCUCUUGCAGUUCCUUGCAGGCCUCGAGAAUUGCAGAAAAUUCUACAAAGCUGCAGGAGGAAAAAUAAUAUUAAUUUUACAGUUACACAAGGAUACUAGCUAGCUUCUUUUGCAGAAUUUUAUGUAAAUUAUUUGUCUAAUUAUUCCCUACUUUUCUGUAUUUUUUUGCACUGAAUGUAGAACAAAGUUCUACAUGGUAAUAAUGAGAAUUUCAUUUCAUUUUA
Messenger RNA from Pyrus x bretschneideri (Chinese white pear), 635 nucleotides. RefSeq names its product protein SMALL AUXIN UP-REGULATED RNA 10-like. Lineage: Eukaryota; Viridiplantae; Streptophyta; Magnoliopsida; Rosales; Rosaceae. The record is from RefSeq and is a predicted model, not a curated record. The transcript has a single exon. Gene Ontology annotation, biological process: response to auxin. Bases 79 to 510 code for a protein of 143 amino acids.